Messenger RNA from Mangifera indica (mango), 3994 nucleotides. RefSeq names its product translocase of chloroplast 120, chloroplastic-like. Gene Ontology annotation, molecular function: GTPase activity; GTP binding. The record is from RefSeq and is a predicted model, not a curated record. Gene Ontology annotation, biological process: protein targeting to chloroplast. The coding region runs from base 184 to 3741 and encodes 1185 amino acids. Lineage: Eukaryota; Viridiplantae; Streptophyta; Magnoliopsida; Sapindales; Anacardiaceae. The transcript is spliced from 2 exons. Gene Ontology annotation, cellular component: chloroplast outer membrane.
CUACCCCUCUAAAAUGGCAGCCAAAGCCCCCCAGAGGCUAUGUUAACUAGAUAUCAAAGUAAACACAUGAAAGCCGAUUCUUUACACUGAAACUAACUGCACCUUUUUAUCUCUCUCUUUACAAAUCAUUCUCUUUCUCUCUAGCAGUCACAAAUACUGGGUUUUGAAGCUACAAUAUUGAAAAUGGAAAAUGAGGUUGACAAGCUUGUAGAAGUUAGGCCUGGAGAUGAGGAAGUAGAGGAGAGGGUUCAGGUGGGCUCUGAUGAGUCAAAAGAUGUAGAGGAGGAUGUCUUUAAGGAGGUGGUUGAUACAAAUGACCAUGCACUUGAUCAAGAAACAAAAGAUGCAUCAGGAGAUGAUCAUCUUGUUGUUGGUGAUUCAGGGUUGCUAGUGGUUGAUGACAGGACUAAUGUAGGUAGUGAAAUGGAGAGUUUUGAGGAGGUAACUCCUGUUCCUGGUGAGGUUUGGAAUGUGGAUGUGAGUGGGGAUGAAGUGGUAGGAGGGGAUAUUGUUCAUGGGGUUGCUGUGCCUGAUAAGAUUGAUGAGGGAGGGAGUGGUAAAGUGGUACACGGUGAAAUGAAUGUGGGAUUGGAGGUUUCUGACAAGAUUGAUGAGGGAGGUACCAUGGGGGAAGAGGUGAGUGGUAAAUUAAAUGAGCGAGUGGAUGUAUCUGAGGUUGGUGAUAGAGUCGAAAGUGAAGUUUUGAAUGUUGGGGUUGAGAGGCCUGAAAAUGGGGAUUCUGAUAAGCUGGAUUUUGAGGAAUCACAUGGGCAUGCAAAAUUGGAAAAUGGAAUUCCUGUGGUUGGAAAAGAUAGUGAAAUUCAGUUGAGUGGGGACAUUCUACCUGAAGAUGGUGAGAUAAGAGAAUCGAAGGAGGGUAACUUUGUUGUUGAAUCACAAGAUGACAGGGCUGCAGAACCUAUUGAUUUGGCAGUUGGCUCUCCGAAGGGGCUUCUAGAUGAUAGGGGUGAAGAGCUGAAUGCUAAGGUCACUAGUCUGAAUGAAGAACAUCAGAUAAAUGAGACUGAGCAAUUGAGAGAAGCUACAUCUGGUGUAGGUGCUGCACAAGCUAAUGGUGUGAACGGAGAAUUGAAAGUUAUUUCCACCAAACUUGAUUCAGAGCAUCAGCAGGAGGCUUGCAUACUGGAAGGCACUUCAGCUGACUCGCCUAAAGAUGUUGUGGAGGGGACAGGGACUCCGGAAAUUGGAGGCUCACCUUCUUUACAAAAAACCACAGAUGUGGUGAAUGAAAAUAUUCAGAUGGGUACAACUGAUUUUCAACCUCAACGUGCAGGUGAAAUAGUUCAGGAAGUUCAUAUUGUGGCUGAAGGGCCUGAAAAGAAAACAGUGAAGGAUCAGGAACAGAAUCAGAGCAAUAGUCAAGUGAUAAGGGAACGUGAUAUUCGGCCUGCAUCUCAGAUUGCUUCUUCUACUUCAAGAUCAAUGAAUACUCCUCCUAACCGCCUUGCACCUCCAGCUGGCCUUGGGCGUGCUGCUUCUCUUUUGGAUCCUGCCCCUCGUCUUGUGCAACAGCCUCGUGUAAAUGGAUCUGCAUCACAUACACAAACCCAGCAAAUUGAAGACCCUAGCAAUGGGGAGUCUGAGGAGUAUGAUGAAACUCGUGAAAAACUUCAGAUGAUCAGGGUUAAGUUCUUGCGACUUGCACAUAGGCUUGGGCAGACUCCACAUAAUGUUGUUGUGGCUCAGGUCUUAUACAGACUGGGAUUAGCUGAGCGACUGCGAGGAAGAAAUGGUGGUCGUGUUGGUGCUUUCAGCUUUGACCGUGCAAGUGCCAUGGCAGAGCAGCUUGAGGCAGCUGGGCAGGACCCACUUGAUUUUUCUUGUACUAUCAUGGUACUUGGAAAGAGUGGAGUUGGUAAAAGUGCAACAAUUAAUUCUAUAUUUGAUGAAGUUAUGUUCAAUACUGAUGCUUUUCAGAUGGGUACAAAGAAAGUUCAGGAUGUUGUAGGCACCGUGCAGGGGAUUAGGGUAAGGGUUAUCGAUACUCCAGGCCUUCUUCCUUCUUGGUCUGAUCAACGACAGAAUGAGAAGAUCCUACACUCUGUUAAGCGGUUUAUCAAGAAAACACCCCCAGAUAUUGUGCUGUAUCUUGACAGGUUGGACAUGCAAAGCAGGGACUUUGGUGAUAUGCCUCUAUUGCGCACCAUCACCGAGAUAUUUGGACCAUCUAUAUGGUUUAAUGCAAUUGUGGUUCUGACACAUGCAGCUUCUGCUCCACCUGAUGGCCCAAAUGGUACUGCCACUAGUUACGACAUGUUUGUCACUCAACGCUCUCAUGUUGUCCAGCAAGCCAUUCGGCAGGCAGCAGGGGACAUGCGGCUUAUGAAUCCUGUUUCAUUGGUGGAGAACCACUCUGCAUGCCGAACAAACAGGGCUGGGCAGAGAGUCUUGCCAAAUGGUCAAGUUUGGAAGCCUCAUCUAUUAUUGCUUUCAUUUGCAUCAAAAAUUCUGGCUGAAGCAAAUGCUCUUUUAAAGUUGCAAGAUUCUCCACCUGGGAGGCCUUUUACAAGCCGAUCAAGGACGCCUCCUUUACCAUUCCUUCUUUCAUCCCUUCUCCAAUCAAGACCACAUGUAAAACUGCCCGAGGAGCAGUUUGGUGAUGAGGACAGUGUAGAUGAUGAUUUGGAUGAAUCGUCAGAAUCUGAAGAUGAAUUGGAAUUGGAUGAAUUACCACCAUUUAAACGUAUGACGAAGGCCCAGGUGGCAAAGCUUUCUAGAUCUCAGAAGAAGGCAUAUUUUGAUGAGUUAGAGUACAGGGAAAAACUAUUUAUGAAGAAGCAGUUGAAAGAAGAAAAAAGGCGACGGAAGAUGAUGAAGAAAAUGGCAGCUGCAGCUCAAGAUAUGCCAAGUGACUACAAUGAUAAUGCAGAGGAGGAAAGUGGUGGUGCAGCAUCUGUGCCAGUUCCUAUGCCUGAUUUAGCGUUACCUGCUUCUUUUGACUCUGAUAAUCCCACUCACCGUUACCGUUAUCUUGAUUCAUCCAACCAGUGGCUUGUGAGGUCUGUUUUAGAAACUCAUGGUUGGGAUCAUGAUGUUGGUUAUGAAGGUAUAAAUGUAGAAAGACUGUUUGUUGUUAAAAACAAAAUUCCAGUAUCAUUUUCUGGCCAGGUCACAAAGGACAAGAAGGAUGCCAAUGUGCAAAUGGAAAUGACCAGUUCUCUAAAGCAUGGCGAAGGGAAAGUGACUUCUUUAGGUUUUGAUAUGCAGACUGUUGGAAAGGACUUAGCUUAUACUCUGCGUGGUGAGACAAGAUUUAGUAAUUUUAGGAGGAAUAAGGCAACAGCUGGCCUCUCGGUUACACAAAUGGGUGAUUCCUUAUCAGGUGGUAUGAAAGUUGAAGACAAAUUGAUUGUGAAUAAACGAUUCAGGGUGGUUAUGAGUGGUGGUGCUAUGACCAGUCGUGGUGAUGUUGCAUAUGGAGGCAGUUUGGAAGCCCACUUGAGAGAUAAAGACUAUCCUCUUGGUCGAUCACUGUCAACUCUUGGUCUUUCUGUCAUGGAUUGGCAUGGAGACCUAGCCAUUGGUUGCAAUGUACAGUCCCAGGUCCCCAUUGGACGAUCAACAAAUAUGGUUGCUCGAGCCAAUUUGAAUAACAGAGGGGCAGGACAAGUCAGCAUUCGCAUCAAUAGUUCAGAACAGCUUCAAUUAGCAUUAAUUGGCUUCAUUCCUCUAUUAAAAAAGAUCUUUGGUUAUCAUCAACAAAGUCAGUUUGGACAAUGAUGAAAAUUAGGUUUAAAUCUUCUGCUUAGCCUUGCGGUUGUAGGAUAAAAAAAUAUUUGAAACAGCCAUUUCAGAAUGAUCAUCAUCAAAUAGGAAGCGAAUGUAAGAUGUGGUUUCUCUAUUUUGGUAUUUCUUUCUUUAUUCAUAUUAAAUCUUUCUGGUUAUACAGAUUGUAGUAGUAUUUGUUAGAUACUUUGCAUAUGGUGAUUUUUGUUCUGAUUAAACCAUCGACCAAGCAUUGCCUUUUGUUCAA